AUGUUAAUAAAUAACCAACUUGCAGCCGGCGAAUAUCGUCAUAAUUAUAUUCGUUUAGCAUUUAUAUUGGGUACACUUCUUUUAUUCAUUGGUUAUAUUGCUGUCUGUCAAUUAUUUGAACGUGGCAAUCAUCCUGCUUCUAUUAACGGAACAAUACGUCCUGAAAAUUUACGUCUUAAUGAAAUUACUCCAUCGGAUUGGGUUUAUCGAAGUUUAAAUGCACUUAAUUAUUUUUGGCAGUUCUCUUGGUUACUCUAUUCAUUAACAUUUAUUUAUCGCCGAUCAUCAACUGGCUAUUUAUAUCUAUCACCAAAUACAUUAACACCAACAUUUUAUGGUAUUUAUAAUCUGUCUUUUCUUAUUCCAGCAUUUUGGUUAAUAUUCCUUCAAGAAACUUAUUUAAUCUGGACUUGGGUUAUAUAUUUAAUAUCAUUCGUAUUAUUAUCAAUGGCUUUGUUUAUUAUUAAUAAUAAUGUAGCAAUUAAUAGAAAACUAUAUGAAACUGAAGGAUUUAAUCGAGAUAUUUGGUAUCUACGAUUUUUUGCACAAAAUGGUGUAGCUUUUUUUGCUGCUUGGACAGCUAUUCGAUUUAUUCUUGCUUUUGACACAUUUCUUCAAGUUUUUCUUGGUUUAUCAUUGGCAACUUCUGGUAC
Molecule: messenger RNA, 653 nt
Organism: Adineta steineri
Lineage: Eukaryota; Metazoa; Rotifera; Eurotatoria; Adinetida; Adinetidae
Source: the annotation of a GenBank genome assembly